Molecule: messenger RNA, 690 nt
Organism: Anopheles marshallii
Lineage: Eukaryota; Metazoa; Arthropoda; Insecta; Diptera; Culicidae
Product: peroxiredoxin-2
Exons: 3
Coding region: 1-690 (229 amino acids)
Biological process (GO): response to oxidative stress; hydrogen peroxide catabolic process; cellular response to stress
Cellular component (GO): cytosol; mitochondrion
Molecular function (GO): thioredoxin peroxidase activity
Source: RefSeq, a predicted model, not a curated record
AUGUCCUUUUUGGUUCGCAACCUAGCACAAGCGUGCUCCCGACUGUCGACCGGAGUUGGAUUCCAACGAAGCUACCUCCAUACCGGACGAAUGCUCUCUAUCGCACAGGUUCAACAUCCGGCUCCAUCCUUUAAGGGAACUGCCGUCGUCAACAAUGACUUCAAAGAUAUUAAGCUAGAAGAUUAUAAGGGCAAAUAUUUGGUGCUGUUUUUCUAUCCGCUCGAUUUCACAUUUGUCUGCCCAACUGAGAUCAUCGCGUUUAGCGAUCGUAUCAAGGAGUUUAAGGAACUUAACACGGAAGUGGUUGGUGUUUCCGUUGAUUCACAUUUCUCACACCUGGCUUGGAUCAACACACCACGCAAAGCGGGCGGACUGGGCAAGCUGGAGUAUCCACUGUUGGCUGACCUUACCAAGCAAAUCUCUGCCGACUAUGGCGUGCUGCUGAAGGAUGGCAUCUCGCUGCGCGGCUUGUUUAUCAUCGAUCCGAGCGGUGUGGUGCGCCAGAUUACUAUCAACGAUCUGCCCGUCGGUCGGUCGGUUGAUGAGACGCUCCGGCUGAUUAAAGCGUUCCAGUUCGUGGAAAAGCACGGCGAAGUAUGCCCUGCUAACUGGGAACCAAAGUCGAACGCGGCCACCAUCAAGCCGAACCCGAAGGAUUCGCGUGAAUAUUUCGAAAAGCAUGGCAAGUAG